AUGAAGUACUUUAAUACACACAAUUUCAAUGGCAUCCGUUGCACUGCAGUGCAGCCCACCACUGUUAAGGGCCUUGAUGGGAGUUCACUUGCUGGAAUUAAGCUCAAUGUCAAGCCAUCUUGCCUAAGCUUCAAGCCCACAAACUACAGGGCUGGAGCAGUGGUGGCAAAAUAUGGAGACAAGAGUGUGUACUUUGAUCUAGAGGAUUUGGGCAACACCACUGGCCAAUGGGAGUUGUACGGAUCUGAUGCACCUUCACCAUACAACCCUCUCCAGAGCAAAUUCUUCGAGAUAUUUGCAGCUCCACUCACCAAGAGAGGUCUACUUCUCAGGUUCUUGAUAUUGGGAGGUGGCUCCGCCCUUGCUUACUUUAGCUCCACCGCAACAGCGGACAUUUUACCAAUUGUCAAGGGCCCACAACUUCCACCCAAGCCUGGGCCUCGUGGCAAAAUCUAAUUCCCUCGGAAGUUGGAAUCUUCAAUUAUUUGCCCUUUUGAUUGGGUUUGGUGUGUCAUUUUUGCCUGUUAAUUAUUGCCAAAUUGUCGAUUGUGUAAUUAUUUGAGCAGGGUGUUUGGCUUAGCUUAUAUAAUAGUUAAAAGAUUAAAGAUAUA
This is a messenger RNA of Olea europaea var. sylvestris, 611 nucleotides long. RefSeq names its product photosystem I reaction center subunit VI-1, chloroplastic-like. Gene Ontology annotation, biological process: photosynthesis. The transcript is spliced from 4 exons. The record is from RefSeq and is a predicted model, not a curated record. Bases 1 to 456 code for a protein of 151 amino acids. Gene Ontology annotation, cellular component: photosystem I; photosystem I reaction center; chloroplast thylakoid membrane. NCBI's taxonomy places the organism in Eukaryota, Viridiplantae, Streptophyta, Magnoliopsida, Lamiales, Oleaceae.